AUGGAUGAAAAUGAGAGUAAAUAUCUUUAUUUUAUUUCAUUGGCUUUAAUAAUUAUACCAUCAACUGGGUUUUAUGUGACGAUUGCUCCAUAUUUAUAUGAAAAAUUUGGAGUUAUAAUAAUUAUUUCACAUUCAUUAGUUUUAAUAUUAAGUGUUGGAUCACUUAGUUUAGCGAAAUUUACAGAUCCAGGUUAUAUACCAAAACAAACAAUUAAAGAUAAUAGUGAUUAUAUUCUUCAACAAAAUUUUAAAUCUGAACAAAAACGAUUACAAGAAAAAGAAGAGGAAGAAGAAGAAAAAGAAAGACAAGAACAACUUUCAAAUAAUAAUAAUAAUGAUAAUAAUAAUAAUAAUUUAAAUAGAGAACAACAAGAAGAUGAAAUUUUAAUUAAAAAAUAUAAUGAAAGACAAAAAAAGAAACCUAAAAAGAAGGUUAUACAUUUAUAUAAUGGAAAUGUUAUAAAAUUAGUUUAUUGUAAAACAUGUAAUUUUUUUAGACCACCAAGAUCAUCUCAUUGUUCAACAUGUAAUAGAUGUGUUUUAGAGUUUGAUCAUCAUUGUCCAUGGGUUGGAAAUUGUAUAGGAAGAAAUAAUUAUAAAUAUUUUGUAUAUUUUUUAAUAUGGACAGUAUUGUUAUCAAUAGUAACCACUAGUUAUUCUUUAUUACAAUUGAUUUCUUUAUCAAAAGAGAAAUAUCCAGCAUUUAUAGAUUUGGUUGCACAUGCUCCAUUUUCAAUUGUAAUUGCAAUUUAUGCAUUUCUUUUAUUUUGGACAUUGGUUGGUUUAUGUUUUUUUCAUUUACAUUUAAUAUCACGUGGUAUCACAACAAGGGAAGAUGCUAAAGGUAUUAUUAAUCCAUAUUUUUCAGGUGGAUUUAUUAGUGGAUUUUUUAAAUUGGCUUUUGGACCCAGAUUUAUAAAAUCUUCAAUAGAUAUUUAUGAUGUUUCAACACAAUAUCAAAAAUCUCAAUCUUCCUUAAAUGAAUUUAUAAUCGAUAUUCAAAAUAUUAAUAAUAAUAAUAAUAAUAAUAAUAAUAAUAAUAAUAAUAAUAAUAAUAAUAAUAAUAAUAAUAAUAAUAAAAAUAAUAAAUAUAGACAAUCGCCAAAUGUUUCACCAUUUUUAGAUAAAAAAGAUAGUGUUAAUAUGAAUGAUUAUGGUAAUAAUAACACCAAUGUAAAUAGUAGCUCAGUUUUUUCGAAUUUAAAUAAUAAUAAUAUUAAUAAUAAUAAUAAUAUUAAUAAUAAUAAUAAUAAUAAUAAUAAUAAUAAUAAUAUUAAUAAUAAUAAUAAUAAUAAUAAUAAUAAUAAUAAUAAUAAUAAUAAUAAUAAUUCUACUCAAUUUUCUUUAUUAUAUAAUGACGAUACAAAUAUUGAUGAAGGGGACGACAGAACAAGUUUACUCUCAUAUUAUUAA
Dictyostelium discoideum AX4 is the source of this 1413-nucleotide messenger RNA. RefSeq lists its product as hypothetical. The transcript is spliced from 5 exons. Lineage: Eukaryota; Evosea; Eumycetozoa; Dictyosteliales; Dictyosteliaceae. Gene Ontology annotation, molecular function: acyltransferase activity; palmitoyltransferase activity; protein-cysteine S-palmitoyltransferase activity. The record is from RefSeq and is a predicted model, not a curated record. Bases 1 to 1413 code for a protein of 470 amino acids. Gene Ontology annotation, cellular component: endomembrane system.